AAGUGAUGAAGCGAAAGUGACGGACGAAAGCGAGUGAAUGCUGAUUUUCACCUCCAUCCAAACGAAACUUGUUCACCACCAAAUAUUAUGCUUUAACUUUACGAACACAAAAUUUAAUCUUAAUUAUUAAGAGAGAGAAAAUAAAUAAAAUUAAAUAGUAGUGGCCAACAUAACUCGUUAUUUUACCUUUCAAACUCACUCUCUCUCUCUCUCUCUCUGUUUUUUCUUUUUCUUUCUCCUGCUGAGUUAGCAUCCCGAGGAGCGAUUCACUGACUCGGUGGCACAGGCGGCGUUUCUCGUGUCGCCACGCAUCGUUCGCGUUGCUCAGCCUCGCACCACGCCGCAUCGAAUCUCAGAAACAAUCACGUGAUAUUCGAUCACGUAUUUUCUUCGAUCGAUCACGAGAUAUUCGAUCUCCUUCACUGUUUCAAUCCUACUUCAAAAACACACGUACGCACACGCACACGCAGAGUAUUUCAUCACCGCGUUUUACGGCGAUUGUGAGCGAGAUCUUGGAGAGCUACGAGCUAGUUUGUUUCUUCGUUUGCUUAUUUAUUUUUAUCGGUUGAUCUCUGGUUGUUCCGAGAGAGCUCUGUGUUGUGUUGUGGUUGAAACGGAAUUCGGAAGAUGGUUAGCGGCAACAUUUUUCAUUGUAGAAAGAAUUCGUGGCCUCCUCAAGAGUAUAUCAGUAAAUCCACUUUACAGCUGUUUGAUUAUGAUAGUUCUGCUCCACCGGAACAAGCUUGGAGAAGGAGAUUAAACAGCCAUGCCAAUCUUCUUAAAGAAUUUAGAAUAACUUUUGUGGAAGCUAUAAAAAUGGUUCGACUAGGCAUUCGAAUUUGGUCAUAUGUUAGGGAAGAGGCUUCUCAUGGAAGGAAAGCACCUAUUGAUCCUUUCACUAGAGAAAGUUGCAAGCCAUCUGCAUCUCAAGGAGUUCCACUUGGAGGGAUGGGGAGUGGCAGCAUAUCAAGAGGAUUUAGGGGUGAGUUCCGACAAUGGCAAAUUAUUCCUAGCUCAUGUGAAGCAUCACCAGUCAUGGCCAAUCAGUUCUCUAUUUUUAUAAGUAGAGAUGGAGGAAACAAAAAUUUUGCAUCAGUUUUGGCUCCCGGCCAGCAUGAAGGUUUAGGAUCUAGCAGAAAACCUGAUGAUCAGGGCAUAUCAUCAUGGGGAUGGAAUCUAAGUGGCCAGCACUCAACCUACCAUGCUUUGUUUCCAAGAGCUUGGACAAUUUACGAUGGUGAACCAGAUCCAGAACUAAAAAUAUCUUGCCGGCAGAUAUCUCCAUUCAUACCACAUAAUUAUAGAGAAAGCAGUCUACCAGCUGCUGUUUUUGUCUAUACGUUGGUGAACACCGGUAAGGAAAGAGCUAAAGUCAGCCUUCUAUUUACUUGGGCGAAUUCCCUUGGUGGAAGCUCACACUUGUCAGGAGAUCAUGUGAACGAACCAUUCAAAGCUGAAGAUGGAGUCUCCGGAGUACUUCUACAUCACAAGACAUCUAAAGGAAACCCUCCUGUUACGUUUGCCAUAGCUGCAUGUGAGACACAGAAUGUUAGCGUUUCUGUUUUGCCAAGUUUUGGGCUGUCUGAAGGAAGUAGCGUAACAGCAAAAGGCAUGUGGUCUAAAAUGGUGAAGGAUGGGCAAUUUGAGCAGGAGAAUUUCAAUUCUGGACCUAGCAUGCCCUCAUCACUUGGAGAGACACUAUGUGCUGCUGUUGCAGCUUCCACAUGGGUUGAACCCCAUGGAAAGUGUACUGUUGCAUUUAGUCUUGCAUGGUCAUCUCCAAAAGUAAAGUUCGUGAAAGGUAGCACUUUCAACAGGAGAUAUACAAAAUUUUAUGGGACUUCUGAGAAUGCUGCGAUGGACUUGGCCCAUGAUGCAUUGACACAUUACAAUUGGUGGGAAGAAGAGAUUGAGAAAUGGCAGAAUCCUAUUCUUAAGGAUGAGACACUACCAGAAUGGUACAAAUUUACAUUAUUUAAUGAGCUCUACUUUCUUGUUGCCGGAGGAACAAUUUGGAUUGACUCUCCUUUGUUAUCUUCAAAUAUGCGAAAUGACCAAGAUCAGGUAAGGGAGUUGGAAAAUACAGUUGUCAAAGAAAUUGAAGCUAAAAUGGACAAUGGAAGGAGGACAGUUGUGGAGAGUACAACAAAUAGUACAUAUGAUUCUGCUGCUAUUGCGGGACAUAAUCAUGUGGAUGAAAAACUAAAUGGAGAUGUUUCCCAUGAAAAUGAAUCUGUUGAUACUCUCAGAAAAAGAAACUCCACUAGUACUCUGCAUUCCGUAUCGACAAGGAAUCAACAAUGUGAUGAUGAUGUCGGAAGGUUCUUGUACUUGGAAGGAGUGGAAUAUAUCAUGUGGUGCACAUAUGAUGUGCACUUCUAUGCCUCAUUUGCCCUUCUUGAGCUCUUUCCUAAGAUUGAAUUAAAUAUACAGCGUGACUUUGCUAGAGCUGUCCUGUGUGAAGAUGGAAGAAAAGUAAAGUUUCUGGCAGAGGGAAACUGUGGAAUUCGCAAGGUUUAUGGGGCAGUUCCACAUGAUUUAGGGACACAUGAUCCAUGGUAUGAGAUGAAUGCCUAUAACAUUCAUGAUACCAGCAAGUGGAAGGACCUGAACCCAAAAUUUGUUCUUCAGGUGUAUCGAGAUUUUGCUGCAACAGGUGAUUUGCAAUUUGGAAUAGACGUGUGGCCUGCUGUCCGUGCUGCAAUGGAGUACAUGGAACAAUUUGAUAGAGAUGGCGAUGGUCUCAUCGAGAAUGAUGGGUUCCCUGAUCAAACAUAUGAUACGUGGACAGUCCAUGGCGUGAGCACUUACUGUGGUUGUCUUUGGCUUGCUGCUCUACAAGCUGCAGCUGCAAUGGCCCAUGAACUAGGUGACAGAGAUUUUGCAGAAAAAUGCAAAAGGAAGUUUUUGAAGGCUAAGCCAGCAUUUGAAGAAAAGCUGUGGAAUGGUUCUUAUUUUAACUACGACAGUGGAUCAAGUGGUAACAGUAAGUCCAUUCAAGCAGAUCAAUUGGCUGGGCAAUGGUACACAGCAUCCUCAGGGCUGCCCUCCCUUUUUGAUGAUUUCAAAAUCAAAAGUUCUCUCCGGAAGGUUUAUGAUUUCAAUGUAAUGAAGAUUAAAGGAGGCAGGAUGGGUGCUGUAAAUGGCAUGCAUCCCAACGGUAAGGUGGAUGAGACCUGUAUGCAGUCUCGAGAAGUAUGGACUGGUGUGACCUAUGGUGUUGCUGCUACUAUGAUUCUUGCGGGAAUGGAAGAAGAGGCCUUCACAACUGCUGAGGGAAUAUUUCUAGCAGGCUGGUCAGAAGAUGGAUAUGGGUACUGGUUUCAGACUCCAGAGGCUUGGACAAUGGAUGGGCACUACCGGUCCCUCAUGUAUAUGAGGCCACUAGCAAUUUGGGGGAUGCAAUAUGCAAUAAAUCGGCCCAAGGCAAUUCUUGAGGCCCCUAAAAUGAAUAUAAUGGACAGAAUCCACUUAUCUCCUGUUGUUGGAGGAUUCUCACAUCAUGAAACACGUGUGAAAAAGAUUGCAACAAAAGCAAAAUGCUUUAGCAAUUCUGUAUUCCAUUGCGCUUGCUGAUAGUUAACAUGUAAGCACAUAAAAUUUUUGUAUAGGUAAUUUCUCAUUGUUCCUCACCUGCAGAAGCUGUUGAUAAUGACGGUCAAGGUCUGAGAGAAAUAAGCAUAGUUCCAUUGUAACUUGUAAUAUUUAUAGCCUUCUAGCUUAGGCAACAUAGGUUACCUUUCACGAUUACUAUUAACAUUGUACAUUCUUAUUUAUUUGAGCUCUCAAUACUAAGUCUUUAACUUCAAUA
Molecule: messenger RNA, 3811 nt
Organism: Cajanus cajan (pigeon pea)
Lineage: Eukaryota; Viridiplantae; Streptophyta; Magnoliopsida; Fabales; Fabaceae
Product: Beta-glucosidase, GBA2 type family protein
Biological process (GO): carbohydrate metabolic process; glucosylceramide catabolic process
Cellular component (GO): membrane
Molecular function (GO): beta-glucosidase activity; glucosylceramidase activity
Source: RefSeq, a predicted model, not a curated record